Messenger RNA from Girardinichthys multiradiatus, 3926 nucleotides. RefSeq names its product transcription factor 20-like. The record is from RefSeq and is a predicted model, not a curated record. Gene Ontology annotation, biological process: regulation of transcription by RNA polymerase II. NCBI's taxonomy places the organism in Eukaryota, Metazoa, Chordata, Actinopteri, Cyprinodontiformes, Goodeidae. The transcript is spliced from 6 exons. Gene Ontology annotation, cellular component: nucleus. The coding region runs from base 391 to 2478 and encodes 695 amino acids.
CUUUUAUUUUGAAGGCGGUCGCUUGUCUUCCGGUGUCUCGGACAUAUAACCGCUGCCUUGACGCGGUUGGAAUACUGGUGUCCAUGAUGACAACUUGAAAAAUCCCCAACAUCAGUCAGAGCCGAGACUACCUGCUUGAUCCAGUUCGGUAAAAAUGAAAGCGGGCCCGGGUCCGUUCGGAAGCUACUUGGCGGGGCAACGUCCUCCGGCCGCCUGGCUAGCAUGAAGUGGGGCGGCCGCUGCUUUUGUUUACAUCCAGACCUGAUGAUGGGCCCGGAGAGGCGUGUUGGCUAACCCCGCUACCCGAGCUGCUUCCAGGGAAGGUGUCACCGGAGAACCCGCUCUGUUAGGACCGGGGAGUUCCGUCCAAACCUCCGCCGCCUGAAGGUGAUGGACGUAUCCUCCCAGGACCCACCUCUCAUGGCCAUGGACCUAUCGAAGAGCUACACCCCGCUGACCCGCAGCUGCACCGAAGCUGUGGACCUGGCCAAAAAGCCUGAGUGGUACCACCGACAGCCGGCGAACUGCAGCACAGAAUGCGCCUCCGCGUACAGAACCAGGCCCUCGUCCUCCUACAGUCCACUGUCCCAGCCGGGUGUCCCUGUCCGCUGCAGGGACAUGGAGCAGAGACCCGAGUCUUUAGGGAGCUACAUGAAUUCAACCCUGGCUCCAGGACUGGAUCUUUUUCACAGCAGAGUGCAUGACAACCUGUGGCACGGUGGUUACUACGGAACCGACCAAAGCAGGGGCCCAGUUCCUGAAAGCAGCGGUGCAGAGGAGAGCGACAGCGGCUCUGAUGUUAUCUUCCUGGUUUCCUCUGCGAAGGAGCCUCUUUUGUGUGGCUCUUUCAUCCAGGACAGCGUGAGGCACAUGGUGGAGCCGGUUUCCCCUGCCAUGUCCUCGUUGGACGAAGGAACAGGUUGCUAUCUUCUACCUCAGCCCAUGAGCUCACCGAGUGCCGACAGCUCGUACUCGGAAGACUCCUCGGACAGCUCUGUAGACAUUCCAGUACACCACACCAGGCCUGUGGUCCUCCUUUCUGACCUCAAUGGUGUUUACGGACACCCUGGUGAAUCCGUCGUGGGCGAUUCAAGUGACGAAAGCGACGUUAUUGAGGUGUCUGUCACUAACCGUGAGAAGGAAAGACACUGUUACAAGGAACAUCUGCGUAAAAAAAAGAGUGAGGGUGAAGAAGCGCCAUCUACAGAAGUGUGGUGCAGUGCCAGAGUUAGAAAAUCCGAGUCCGAAAUGCCUCGGUUAACCUGUGGUGUGUCACGGCACAGCUUGAGAAGACGAGUCAAAAACGACGCUGUGGGCAUUUAUAACGAAAGCAGUGACUCUGAGGAUUUGAUUGAGUAUGCUUUUAGGUUUUCCAGCUCGGAAGAAUCUGUCUCGCAGCCAAAUUUGCCACAAAAAGCGAGCAGCAAUUCAGAGGAAUCAAACGGGAACGUCCAAACUUGCGGGAAAUCUCCUCAGAAGGAAGCUCAAUUUGCGAAACUGAAUGACAAACGAAAAAACCCUCUCACUCUUACUAAAACGAAAAAGGUACGAAAAAUGAAGCAGAAGCCGGUCAGCAGAAUCCCACCGCCAGAGCAAGAGAAGGUUUAUCUCGGUAAGAGCACAGCAGUGAAAAAACAGGUUGCGAGACGAAAAAGAAAUAGGUGUCCUCAGACGGCACCUUCUGCUCUGUUUUCUCCCAGAGAACCUGAAAUCAUGCUCAAAUAUGCAAAAACUAAAGAUAAAAAGGAUAGAAAACCUGCCAUUUUCUGCCCAUUUGUUCACAUGGAGCAGCAGCUGUGCAGGGUGGUCAACUACAAGGAGGAGGAGGGGACAGUUUGCUGUAGCAAAGGAUGGCAGACGGUCUCCAAAUCUCUACCUGGGUUUGUUCCCUGCACAUCCUGCUUCCAGCUGGGUCGACCCAGCUUGGAUAGCAUCAGUCCGGACCAACUGUUGUGCUGCCUGUGUGGAUGGCCAGCUAACACCAUGGGCCUCGGGGAUCUUCAUGGCCCAUACUAUUCCUCGGUUUCUUCUAUAGACGGUCAGACGUGCAAAACUGAGCAGAACGAGGACUUGCAGAAACUCUCCAACGGCCAUUUGCUGCACUCCUCUGAGGACGACUGCACUCCUGAUAAAACGUUGCUCAGAAGCGACAAAAUCUCUUCCACAAAGGUGCCUCUUUGUCUAAACGAGACCUGGAUCCAUGAGGAUUGUGGCAUCUGGUCCGCCGGCGUCUUCCUUGUCCGGGGAAAGCUGUACGGAUUGGAGGAGGCUGCCCGAAUCGCACAGGAAACUAUUUGUUCAACCUGCCAUCAGACGGGUGCAAUAAUGGGUUGUUUCCAGAAGGGCUGCCUGAGGAAUUAUCACUACACAUGUGCCAUUCAGUCAGGCUGCAUCCUCAAUGAAGACAACUUUUCAAUGAGAUGUCUGGAGCAUAAGAACAAAAUCUUCCCACCUGCAGCCAGACAAGACAAGAGAUGACGCUGAAGACAUGCGGGGGCCAUGGAGAACGCUCCACUGAUCUCCUCAGGGUGUGACGAGAGCUGUUCAGCUUCACCUCAACACUUUCCUAGUUCUAACAAACUCAAGCAGAGCUCGAGCAGCGGCCGGACCUUUCAGUAAGGAUUCGCAGCUUCACUUGUCAUGACUGAAUCAGGGUCCACCUUAUUUAUUUAUUUUUAAAAUACUUUUUCCUUUCGUUUUGUUCCCUUUGUGUUCUUCGUUGAUGUUUAGCUCAGCUACUUACUUGGAUUAAACAGAUGUUUUUGUAUUUGUUCCUUUCUUGGAGAUCCUCACUUCAACUAGCUGCUAAAAACAACCGUUUAUUAUUUUAACAUAGGUAUUAUAUCAGAGUUUUAUUGACAGAACAUGUCUUAUAUAAGAGGCCACUUUUCUACAAGUUUUUGUACUACUUUUUUAUUCCUUUUAGUGCUUUAGUCGUAGUUAUAUUUCUCUUUGUUGCAUGCACACCUGAUAUUUGCUACAAUGCACUUUAUAUUCUAGUUUUCUAUCAGUUAUUUAGGUCUGUUCCGUCUUGUUCUACAAAAAUUAUUUACAUUUGAAAUAAAGCUGCACUAAGCUACAGUUAACCUGUAAAACUAUAUAUGGUUAUUGUUUAAAUGUGUUUUAACCUCCUGUCAUUAACUGGGACGUUCUGCAAAUUGCACCGAAUUGAUUUUCAUUUUUAAUGUUAAGUUUGGACACUUCUCUGUUUACUGGAUGUGGAAACCUGAUGGCAAAUAGCUCUUAGUGUUUAAUAAUUUAGUGUUUUUGGGGGGAAUUAGUAAACUGGAAGGGUCAACCACAACGUCCAACCAGUCAUUUAUUGUAAGGAGUCAUUUUUAAAAAGAGCUGUGGUGAUUUAAAAAAAAAAUCUUUUGUGCACCUAGCAGAAAGUGCUGAACUGGAAAUUGGAUACCAGCGUCUUAAAUUUGCAAAUUGGGGUGUUUUGGUUGUCUUCGCUAACUGAUUUAAACACCCUUACCCUUUGACCUCUAGACUAAACAGAAGUAGAUGGAAUUACAACUUAUGUUUUUUUCAUAAUUUAGAACUGUUUGUAGGGAUGGUAAUUAACAGUCUGUAGUGUUUAAAUAACUGGAAAGUGUCACUAAAGUACCUAAAUGCUAAAGAAAAUGUUUAAGUUUGUCAAUUUUCUUUUGACACUUUAUAAAGUGGGAAACUAUUCUCAGAUAAACACAUUUCAGCGAUGUUAAUAGACAGAAAUGAUUAUUUGGGAUACACAUAGUCAUCAGGAUUUUGAAAUAAAUCUGUUUAGAUUAUAAAAGCACCGAUCAGGCUUUUACUGGCCGAUACCGAUUUGAAGUUUUUGAGUUUUGACCUGCUUAAUCCGAGUUUCUUGCUUGGAGAUUAUCACCAAAUGAUUUGUGUAAACUGUGUUUCAUUCAACAAUUAAAUUUUCUCUAACUUCA